This is a messenger RNA of Dinoponera quadriceps, 1182 nucleotides long. RefSeq lists its product as uncharacterized. The record is from RefSeq and is a predicted model, not a curated record. The transcript is spliced from 2 exons. Bases 204 to 1097 code for a protein of 297 amino acids. Lineage: Eukaryota; Metazoa; Arthropoda; Insecta; Hymenoptera; Formicidae.
GGAAACGAGGAUUUUCGUCUCUUUUCGGGAUCACAUCAUUGAUCGGAUGGUUUACAGGGAAAAUUGUUGACAUUGAAGUGAAAUCGAAAUACUGUAAAGCUUGCGAGCACUGGAAAAAUAAAUUAGAUACUGCUGAGUAUGAAGAAUGGCUCGAAACUCAUGCCGAUCAAUGUCAGUCGAACCAUGAAGGCUCAUCGGGUAAAAUGGAGGUAGAUGCUGUCAUCGAGAUGUUUCAACGUUCCGAAGCUUUACACGGACUUAAAUACGCAAAUUAUAUAGGUGAUGGUGACAGUAAAACUUUCAAGGGGAUAUUGGAUGCAAAACCGUAUGAAAAUUUUGAAGUGUCAAAAAAAGAAUGUAUUGAUCAUGUACAAAAACGAAUGGGCACUCGGUUGAGAAAUUUGAGAAAAAAAACAAAAAAUCUUGGAGGAAAAGGAAAAUUAACUAUGAAAUUAAUUGAUCAGUUAACAAUUUAUUAUGGCUUGGCCAUUCGACGGAAUUCAAACUCGUUGGAAAAUAUGAGAAAUGAAAUCUGGGCGACAUUAUUUCAUAAAAUGUCAACUGACGAAAAUCCACAGCACGAAAAAUGCUCAGAGUCUUGGUGCGAAUGGAAGAAGGCGCAAGCAACGGGUUCCUUAGACUCCUUUCAUCAUAAGCCGGCACUAUCGAACGAAGUUUUUGAAGCCAUCAGACCAAUCUACGAGGAUUUGAGCCGUGACGAGUUGCUGAAUCGUUGCUUGGGAGGCUAUACGCAGAACAGCAACGAAAGUUUUAAUUCUACAGUCUGGCACUUGGCUCCUAAAAAUUAUUCAAGCGGAAAGAAAAUAUUACAAAUAGCAAGUGACAUUGCUGUUUGUAAUUUUAAUGAUGGACUGAUAAACGUUUUAAGAAUAAUGAAAGUGAUGGUCAUGAACAUUGGACCACAAUCCUACAACUUUUACUUAGAGACGGACGCUGCUCGAAUACAACGCGCGGACCGCUCUUUGACGGACGCAGCGAAAGAGGCUCGCUCCAGCAUAAAAGCGUCCAGGAAAGAAAACGAGGAGGAGUUUAGCAACCUGGAAGGUCAGCUUUACGGUGCUGGAAUAGCAGAUUAAAGAUUAAUUUUUGCUGCACUUCUACUGCGUGCCGCGGAGCCCCUCCAAAAAAAACCGUUCCGCAGAAACGGCUGUUGGGCAGCCA